UUUUUUUGACUGGCUACGAGCUUUGCAACUAUGAAAAUCUUCAUCGCGUUAGCUGUGUUGUACUUCACAGCUUGUGCCGCUGAAAAAAAAAUCGUGUGCUAUUUUCAAUCUUGGUCGGUUUAUCGUAAAGGAAAUGGAAAAUUUGGUAUAGAAAAAAUCGACCCGAAACUCUGCACUCAUUUGAUUUACACCUUCGUCGGAAUAAAAGGCAGCGAAGUAAAAAUCCUGGACCCGUGGCAAGACACCCCUAAUGACUACGGCAAGGACGGGUUCGGAAGGUUCAACAAGCUCAAGCUCAAGAACCCUGCCUUGAAAACUCUGGUAGCAAUCGGCGGGUGGAAUGAAGGAUCCACCAAGUACUCAAUAAUGGCGAGCAAUCCUAGAUCCAGAGAGCGCUUCGCUGAUAACGCAGUCGCGUUUGUCAAGAAGUGGGGCUUCGAUGGGUUCGACCUGGACUGGGAGUACCCGGCCCAGCGAGGUGGCUCGCCGAAUGACGUUAAAAACUUCGUCAAGCUUGUUAAAGUCCUGGGGAAGAAAUUACACAGUCAAGGGUUGUUACUUUCUGCUGCUGUUGCUGCUGCAAAAUCUUCAGCUUCGCAGUCUUAUGAUAUUGCUAAGAUAAGUAAACAUCUGGACUUUAUUAAUUUGAUGGCCUACGAUUUUCAUGGACCCUGGGAUCCCAUAACGGGACUCAAUGCCCCUUUGCACGCGGGUAGAGGCGAUCAAGAUCGCGACUUUAAUUCUGAAGCUGCAGUGAACUACUGGUUAUCCAAAGGCGCUCCUAAGGAGAAACUGAUCCUUGGAGUUCCAACUUACGGCCGCACAUUUACCCUCUCAAACCCCAGAAACAACGGACUAGGAGCCGCUACUUCAGGGCCUGGAAACGCUGGACCCUACACUAAGGAGGCAGGAUACCUGGGAUACCAAGAAAUCUGCGAGAUGCAGAAAAAAGGCGGCUGGAAAGUCUCCUACGACAAAGAAAGAAAAGCUGCGUCGGCCUACAAAGGCAAUCAGUGGGUCGGAUUCGACAACGUAAAGUCGAUCAAGGCCAAGGCUGAGUUCGUCAAGAAAAUGGGUCUAGGUGGCGCCAUGGUCUGGGCUAUAGACGUUGAUGACUUCAACGGCGUCUGUGGAGAAAAAUAUCCCUUGGUAAAAACUCUCAAUGCUGUUCUACGUGGUGGUAAAGAAAUGUCCCAGAAAGAACCUGCCGAGGUUGAUAAUUCUCAGGAAGAUGAACCUGACCUAGAUGAUUCUCAGAACAAUGAGCCUGAACAACCAACUUCAGUUUCUAAGGAUGUGUGUACUAAAGUUGGGAACAUCCCAGACUCUUCUUCCUGUGGGUAUUUUGCUUGUACUCAUGAUGGUCGUGGAGGAUUUUUUAAGUAUUCUUUACCUUGUCAACCUGGCCUUUGCUACAAUUAUAAGAAGGAUCAGUGUGAUUACAAAUAG
This is a messenger RNA of Cotesia glomerata, 1449 nucleotides long. Its product is annotated as chitinase-3-like protein 1. The record is from RefSeq and is a predicted model, not a curated record. Gene Ontology annotation, molecular function: chitinase activity; chitin binding. Gene Ontology annotation, cellular component: extracellular region. Gene Ontology annotation, biological process: chitin catabolic process; carbohydrate metabolic process. The coding region runs from base 31 to 1449 and encodes 472 amino acids. NCBI's taxonomy places the organism in Eukaryota, Metazoa, Arthropoda, Insecta, Hymenoptera, Braconidae. The transcript is spliced from 3 exons.